AUGGCAACCGCUCUCAUCACGUUUAUUCUCGCCAACAACGUCUACGCCGCACCGAUCCUCCCCUAUCCUCUCAACGCCACCAGUUUGUCGAUAAACGUAUCCGAAGCAUGCAAUGACCUUCGGAAUUGCCGUACUCUGUGGAACCUCGUUUACAGCUGCCUCCUAACAAUAUUUAUCUGCGUAUGGACGGCUGUGCAUCCGAAUGUUGAGCAUCACCGGCGCAUGAAUCUGAGCAUGGGGGAUCGCAUUGAAGAGGUGAUGGAGAGACGUGAUCGUUUCGGCUUAAUGAGGAGUUCCUUGAUUUUCCCAGAAUGGGUUGUUGCUAUGGCAUGGGAAGAAUUCUCAGCAGCCUGGAAAAUAUCAAGGAAAUGUAAAAAUGUCGAAGGAUGGACACUUGUGCAUUCAUACUUUGUCGAAAUGGGAGGUUUCAUCGACCCAACGACACGUUUCUUUCGUCGACGUGAUCCCUCUUUCUUUGGCCAAUACCCUGGCAUCAUUCGGAAGACGGGAAAUCGUCACGUUGUCGCAGUAACGAAACAGGACAUUCUCCACAAAAGCAAGGGCGAUUUUUUAUCCAAGUCCAUUGUAUCUCUUCAAUUACUAUGGUUCAUCGUUCAAUAUGUGGGGCGAUGGGUCGGACAUUUGCACAAAUCGCAGCUCGAGGCAAUGACGCUUGGAUACUCCGCACUGAGCAUUAUCAUCUGUGCGUUGUGGUGGCAUAAGCCCCUUGAUAUCCGUUCGCCAAUUCAAGUGACGCCAAGAGGGGACUCUACUCACCUUCCGACUUCCGAGGCCAAUGUCACUCAAGUACCUCUUGAAGUAGAGAAUGAGUCACAUUCACCGUCACUUGCGGCCAGAGCCAUUGGCCGAGCUUGUGACGCAUUUGUUGAAUUGGAUGCAAGUUGGAUAUUUGUACUCACCGGCGCCAUCUUCGGCAGAAUUCACUGUUCUGCGUGGUCCUUCCCUUUUCCAACACACGCGGAAUCACUUAUGUGGCGCAUUUGUGCAGUAUCUAUUACAGUAGCUCCUGCUCUUGGUAUCGGUGGAUCACGAAUGUUGUACAAAACGUUUCACGGUUCCCACUCAGACUUUAGUCGGGCCAUUGGGACGGUUUAUGUUGUCGCCCGGAUCAUCCUCUUCGCCCUGACGUUCGCAUCCCUCCGCUCUCCUUCUCCUUCUCUAUAUCGAACGCCACCUUGGUCUUCCUUUCUUCCCCAUCUCGGAUAA
Cantharellus anzutake is the source of this 1227-nucleotide messenger RNA. RefSeq lists its product as uncharacterized. Bases 1 to 1227 code for a protein of 408 amino acids. The record is from RefSeq and is a predicted model, not a curated record. The transcript has 2 exons. NCBI's taxonomy places the organism in Eukaryota, Fungi, Basidiomycota, Agaricomycetes, Cantharellales, Hydnaceae.